This is a messenger RNA of Amphimedon queenslandica, 655 nucleotides long. Its product is annotated as 60S ribosomal protein L18a-like. The transcript is spliced from 5 exons. Lineage: Eukaryota; Metazoa; Porifera; Demospongiae; Haplosclerida; Niphatidae. Bases 45 to 575 code for a protein of 176 amino acids. Gene Ontology annotation, biological process: translation. Gene Ontology annotation, cellular component: ribosome. The record is from RefSeq and is a predicted model, not a curated record. Gene Ontology annotation, molecular function: structural constituent of ribosome.
AAUGCGCAUGCUCCGUCCUCUGACUGCACGUUGUUCACUACAAAAUGAAGGCCAAGGGACAGCUUAAAGAAUUCAAGAUUAUGGGCCGAAGAUUGCCCACAGAGAAGGAUAAGAAUCCUCAAGUGUACAGAAUGCGAAUAUUUGCACCUGAUAGUGUUGCUGCCAAAUCUCGUUUCUGGUAUUUCUUGAAGAUGCUUAAAAAGAUAAAAAAAGCUAAUGGAGAAAUUGUGUAUUGUGGAAAGGUACCUGACCGUCAUCCAACUGUUAUCAAGAAUGUAGGAAUAUGGUUGCGUUACGACUCUCGUAGUGGAACACAUAACAUGUAUCGUGAAUAUAGAGACUUGACUAUUGCUGGUGCUGUAACACUUUGUUAUCGAGAUAUGGCUGCUCGUCAUCGAGCAAGAGCAUCAAGCAUUCAAAUCAUUAAAGUAGAGGCUAUUCCAGCAAACAAGUGUCGUCGUCCUCAUGUGAAACAAUUUCACAAUUCGAAGAUACGUUUUCCAUUACCUCAUCGUGUACGAUCUGGUCAUUUCAAGAAGUUGUUUGCUUACCAGAGACCAAUUGCGUUCCAAUAGACUUAACUGUUAAUUAUAAUUGAAAGUAAAGUUCUAUUCAACAAUAAUUGGUUUUGAUAAAAUAACAAUUAUAAAUUUUA